Scheffersomyces amazonensis is the source of this 1482-nucleotide messenger RNA. RefSeq names its product acetate uptake transporter family protein. The record is from RefSeq and is a predicted model, not a curated record. The transcript has a single exon. The coding region runs from base 388 to 1155 and encodes 255 amino acids. Lineage: Eukaryota; Fungi; Ascomycota; Pichiomycetes; Serinales; Debaryomycetaceae. Gene Ontology annotation, molecular function: acetate transmembrane transporter activity. Gene Ontology annotation, cellular component: plasma membrane.
UGAACUCCGAAUCAUUUUAAGCAAAGCUCUGUAGUCUAUCGAACUAAAUUAUUAUUUAGAUUACAUGUGGGGGUGUUUUUGGCCCGCAUUUUAUUGUGCAGAUUAGACUGGAGUACGGCUAGUUUUCGUUUCUUUUUCUGUUAAUCUGUGAGUGGGGUAAAUAAAUUAGAGUUGUUUUGCUUCGUUAUACAGUGGUGCAUAAUUCCGUACCGCUAGAUUGGACCUUAUUUUGAAAUCCAAUAUGUCUCAAGCUGAAAUUGGUAUUUUCCUUUGAAUGGACAGUUGAUUGAUUGGUUGUAUUAUAAAAAGAGUAGAAUUUCUAAUUAGAGAACAUUUACGACCUAUCACAUCACCAUGAGGAUUUAAAAGGCUCAUUCUUCUAUAGUCAUGUCCGCGUCAAUUAUCUCCUCUGAAUCAGAAUCGAUUCUUCCAUACAAAGCAAUUAGUUUCAGUGGAGAUUCUAAUGAAUAUGUUGUAAUUGGAAAUCAUAAGUACUUACGAAAUGAGUUAAUGGAAGCAUUUGGUGGUACUUUGAAUCCAGGGUUAUCUCCGCCACCAGUUCAUAAAUUUGGUAAUGCAUCAGCUUUAGGGUUAGGAGCCUUUUCUCUAACUGCUUUUACUCUUGGUUUAUAUCUUGUUGGUACUUUACAUAUUGAAAACCCUGAUUUAAUUGUAUCGUUGCUUUUCUUCUACGGGGGUACUUGUUUAAUGCUUUCAGGGAUAUGGGAAUUAGUCAUUGGGAAUACUUUUGCAGCAACUGCAUUCUGUAGUUUGGGUCCUUUCUUUUGGGGUUACGGUGCUAUAUUAGUUCCUUCUUUUGGUAUUAGUGCUGCUUAUGCAGAUGAACCAGAACAAUUAGCUAAUGCAAUUGGGUUUUACUUCCUUGGGUGGGGCAUAUUUGCUUUCAUGUUGUUAAUGUGUACAUUCAAAUCAACUGUUAUGUUCAUUUCAACUGUCCUUACAACAGAUAUUGCUUUUUUCUUAUUAGCAGCUGGUAGUAUGACGGGUUCUCCUACCUGUAACAAAGCUGCAGGUAUCUUUGUUAUAAUUACUUCACUUUGUGGUUGGUACUGUAUGUAUGAAGGUAUAGCAAAUAAAACUAACAGCUAUUUGGUUCCACCUCCAAUGCCUCUUCCUGUCUUAGGGCUGCAUUGAUUAUUGGGAUCUGGUUUGAUCAAAUAUUAAAUUUUUGAUAUUUGUUGACACCCUUUUUAUAGGUCAGCCUUUCUGCUGAUCAUUUAACAGAUAAUAUAUAAUUUGUUAAUUUAAGUGAAUAGUUUUCUACAUUUUAUGAAUGUUUGUCGGUGACUUAUUCCAGCUGGCUGUGAUUUAGUUUUUGUUUUAAUCACUGGCAGCAUUCUAAAGGGUACUGAAGGCUUUUCAUUAUUUUUUUAUUUACCGACCUUUAAUAUUUAUCUUUUGUGUUACUAUCUUACUUUUCUAUUUCUUUUUGGGGAUCAUCAUUAUUACUAUCUUAUUUUA